Molecule: messenger RNA, 2564 nt
Organism: Glycine soja
Lineage: Eukaryota; Viridiplantae; Streptophyta; Magnoliopsida; Fabales; Fabaceae
Product: zinc finger BED domain-containing protein RICESLEEPER 2-like
Exons: 7
Coding region: 231-2387 (718 amino acids)
Molecular function (GO): DNA binding; protein dimerization activity
Source: RefSeq, a predicted model, not a curated record
CUCAGUCCUCACUCCUCACAUUGCUAUUUGCUAAACCUAAAUCUUAUUUUGCGCCGCAGCCGCUACAGCUACUGCAGCUCUCAGCCUCUCAGUCAAGGAGAAGUGGUGGAGAACGUGAGGCCGCUCAAGAGAGGACGCAACGAAGAGGAAGUACUAUUGGAGAAUGUGGAGCUGAUACUUGACGCAUUUGAUUAUCUCCAACUUCCAUUUGCACUAAAGCAAGGAAAGUAAUGGAAGAUAUUAGUUUUUCACCAGAAGGAAUUUACCCUAUUUCUUCACCAAUUAAUGAGUCUCCUUCUCCUUCACCUUCACCAAUUGAUCAAACUCAUUCACCUAUUCAAGUUGAUCUUGCACCUUCUCCUUCACCUGUUAAUGUUGAUCAUACUCCUUCACCUCAUGAAGAUGAAGUUAAUAAUGUGGAGGCACAAGGAGGAAUAUGUAGGCUGAAAAGUAAGAUUUGGCAGCAUUUCAAAAAAAUUAAAGUCAAUGGUUUGGACAAGGCUGAAUGCAAGUAUUGUAAGAAACUUCUUGGUGGAAAAUCAAAAAAUGGAACCAAGCAUUUGUGGCAGCAUAAUGAGAUUUGUGUUCAAUACAAGAUUUUUAUGAGAGGGAUGAAAGGCCAAACAUUUCUUACCCCUAAGGUCGUGCAAGGAAAACAAGAGUUGGGUGCGGGAACUUAUGAUGCAGAACGUGCAAGGGAAGAGUUGGCAAAAGCAAUUAUUAUGCAUGAGUACCCACUAUCAAUUGUUGAUCACCUUGGCUUUAGGAGAUACUCUGCUGCCCUCCAACCUGUGUUUCAGGUUCCUACUAGAAACACAAUUAAGAAGGAGAUAAUGAAAAUCUAUGAGAAUGAACGAGCAACAACUUUGAAGUUGUUGGAUAGUCUUGAUGGAAGAGUGGCCAUUACAUCAGACAUGUGGACUUCAACAAGUCAGAAGAGGGGGUAUAUGGCUAUUACAGCUCAUUACGUUGAUGGUUGUUGGAACUUACAAAGUCAAAUUUUGAGGUUCAUCUAUGUUCCUGCUCCUCAUACAAGUGAUAGACUUUGCAAUGUAUUGACUGAUUGUUUGAUGGAUUGGAAUAUUGACACAAAACUGUCCACUAUCACCCUAGAUAAUUGUACCACAAAUGAUGCUAUGAUUGAUAAAAUUAAGGAUAAAUUGCACUUAGGUAGUUUGCUUAGGGAUGGAUCUUUACUUCACAUGCGUUGUUGUGCUCACAUCCUUAAUUUGAUAGUAAAAGAUGGGUUGGAAGUGGUGAAAGAAGGUGUAGAAAAUAUUCGGGAUAGUGUAGCAUAUUGGACAGCAACACCCAAGAGGAAGGAAAAAUUUGAGGAAACGGCUAAACAAUUGAGAAUCCCUUACACUAAAAAUUUGGCAUUAGACUGUCCAACUAGAUGGAACUCAACUUAUAAAAUGCUUGAAAUUGCCAUAGGAUAUGAGGAUGUAUUUUGUCGAUUAAAGCAACGAGAGUCUCAAUAUACUUGUUUGCCAAGUACUUUACAGUGGCAAUUUGCAAAGGAUAUUUGUGGGAGAUUGAAGUUGUUCAAUACUAUCACUGAAUUAUUUUCUUCUACUAAACAUCCAACUGCUAAUUUGUAUUUUCCAAAUAUAUGUGAGAUUAAGUUGGCAAUCAAACAAUGGAUUACCUCUCCUAACCCAAUGAUUCAACAAAUGGCAAAAAAUAUGAUGAUCAAAUUUGAUAAAUAUUGGGGUGUGAUUCAUAAUGUGAUGGGAGUUGCCACUGUUUUAGAUCCUAGGUACAAGAUGGAGUUGCUUGAGUAUUAUUAUGAAAAAUUGUAUGAGCAUGACUCUUUUACUCAAGUGAGGGGCAUUCAACAAUUGUGUUAUGACUUAGUUUCUGAUUACCAAAUGAAAAUGAACAAAGGCUCUUUUGGUAGUAAUGUUGGUGAUGUUACUGGUAGUGAAGUUGUUGGUGAUGCAUUAUCUGAGUAUGAUAGAUUUAUAAUAAGAAAAAAAAGGGCUAGAAGUUCUUAUGUUAAAUCAGAGUUAGACCACUAUUUAGAAGAAGAUGUUUUACCAAGAGCUGUUGACUUUGAUAUUUUGAUGUGGUGGAAGUUUAAUGGUGUCAAGUAUCCAACACUUCAAGCAAUUGCUAAGGAUAUAUUAGCUAUUCCAGUAUCUACCGUAGCUUCAGAAUCUGCAUUUAGCACUGGUGGUCAAGUAUUAAGCCCACAUCGUAGUAGACUUCAAUGGACUACUUUAGAGGCUUUAAUGUGCGCUAGAAGUUGGUUGUGGAGUGCUGAAAAUACGGGUUCUAUGAGCUAUAAAGUUGUUGCUGAAUGUGCUAAUGUAAUGAAUGAAAUGGUUUCAGAUGAUGAAGGUGAAAUGAUGGGUGCUGCUAGUGUCACUAAUUUGGAGGAAUGAUUAACAUUUAUUUGUUGAACAAUUUAAGUUGUUUCUUUUUUUUAUUAUGUAAUUUGAAAGAAUGAAACAUGUUUAAGUUGCUAAACAAAAUGAAACAUGUUGAAGGACAACCAACAUAGUAUAUUAAUAUCUCCUUUUUUGCUAAAUAGAAUCAUAUGCUACUUAUUGUUGGGACAA